Messenger RNA from Symbiodinium sp. CCMP2456, 567 nucleotides. The record is from the annotation of a GenBank genome assembly. Lineage: Eukaryota; Dinophyceae; Suessiales; Symbiodiniaceae.
AUGGCCCGUGCGUUGCUUGCCGCCUUGCUUCUGGUCCCCGUGGCGGCCUUUGUGGCACCUGGUAGCGGUGUCACCACUACCAGCGGUAAGGCCGUGCAAGUGCCGCUGGAGCCGCUUGAGCCGACUUUCGAUUCUCAGAGCUCCAAUGGCUCCAACGUCCUGAGUGUUCUGUCGGCAGGAUUCGGGGUUGGUGCGGUGCUGGGCUGGUUGAGUUCCAAAAAGCAGCAGCUUUGCUCGACCGCCGCAGCGGCAGCCGUGGCCGUCGCACCAGGUGCCGCUCAGGCGAUGGUGGACUAUGAAGGAAUAAAAUACCUGGGGGGAACGGACAAGGUCGACAUCAACAACGCCAACAUCCAGGCCUACCGCCAGUUCCCGGGCAUGUUCCCUACCGUCGCGGGUCUCAUCGGCACGCAUGGGCCCUACCAGCAGGUCUCAGACAUCUACAACAUCCCCGGUAUGGACGACAAGCUCAAGAGCAUUGCCAAGAAGUACGAGGGCAAUCUUGUCUGCCUGCCAGCAAGCCCUGCUUACUUCAUCGACCGCAUCAACAAUGGCCUGUACCGCUGA